Molecule: messenger RNA, 1557 nt
Organism: Aureobasidium vineae
Lineage: Eukaryota; Fungi; Ascomycota; Dothideomycetes; Dothideales; Saccotheciaceae
Source: the annotation of a GenBank genome assembly
AUGCACUCGGAUGAUGGGACCGCUUCUGGCACUGAGAAGAAGGCACGCUGGAAGAAGUGUCCAAUUUGCUACGACUCCAUCUAUGUCUCCGAGACAAGGCCAGUUCGUUGGUAUACUGGUGCUGAGUUUGAACCCCCGAGAGAGGGUGAUGACGUGGUACUGCGUUUGAUUCAGCGUCCUGCUGGUUCUACACUCGCCAUGCCCAGAGAAAGUCCCGACGCGCUUGGAAAAGGGGACGACAUCCCAUGGUAUUUCGCUGCCGAGGUCAUGGAUUAUGCUCGCGUCAUGAAAGGCGGUGAGGAUUACAUGCUUGCCCAAUUGGACGAAGAAAUCCAGAAUGUCCGCGCCAUGGAACAAGAGGACGAAGUCAUGUUCGGAGACGACACUCAAUGGACCAGCAAAGCUGUACGUGCUCUAAACGAAGCGAAAGAGAGAAUCAAGGGUAUCGGAAACCCACCAGCAGCACCCAAGAAACCCGAAGAGUCCGAACACAAGAAGCCAGCCAUCCAGUUCAACCAGACUGAUGAUGGCGUGCCGGAAAUGUACGCCAUUCAACAGGCCACCAAAUCAGGCCAGAGUUUGCCCAAUGGACAGACUGGACAAGCGGAUUCAUCGUCUAGUGAGAAAGAGGUCACUACUAAGCAGGAUGAUCCUACAACCAGCAUUCUCUCAACAUCAUUAGCCGAGUUCCGUGCUCGACAACAUGCUAAUUUUGAGCGCCAACCCGACACAUACUUCUUCUACCAGGGUCUUCUGCAUUACUACCUGUCUUCGCUGGACAUUCGUAUACUGAAGGCUGCGUUUGGAAGCUACGACAACUUCCCCUCUUCGAUACUUCCACGAGUUGAACGCGUCUCGACAGGUCACAUUGUCGACGAUGACUUGCGCAAGCGAGUCAAGUAUCUUGGACAUCUACCCUACGGUUGUGAGGUCACCUUCCUGGAAUGUGACUGGACCGACACAGUCCCGCCAGCAAUCCUUGAGCAGUUUCAGGGCGAGAUCGAAAGACGUCGCAAGCGAAACACGGACAAAGAAGCACGGGAAGAGAAGGAACGUGUUCGCGCAGAGAAGGCUGAAGAUCGAGAGUUCGCAGCCGCUCGACGAAGACGGGUCAGCAUACCGACGGAAAGCAAGUUCAGACCAGACGAUUUCAUUCCGUUGGGCGCGAACGGGUCGGACGCAGCAGGUUCUUUUGAUGGCCAAGGAUCCUCUUCAUCACCACCCUGGAGCAACAGCAAUCGCCCGCAAGGCUCUGCCUAUGCUUCUCUUGCAUCGCCCGGUACAAGCCCAGCUACGUCAAGGACAGUAUGGGGCACCACUGCAAUCGGGUUGAGUAGCCCUGAACUCGCCGCCCUCCAGCACGGAAACAUGGAUGAUGGCUGGUUGGACGGCUGGGAGAGAGAGUUGACGCAGGACGAUGAUUUGAUCGCCCAAGUACAGGCAGCAAGCCUGGGUGAAGGAUCUUCUUCCUCUAGCAAAGUUACAGGCGCAGCGAAAGGCAAGAAGAAGGGCAAGAAGAUUACGUUGAUGAGCACGAACGCUAGACGAGGUGCUUGA